AUGAAUGGACUCUCGCUCACCCGUCAUGGACUCCCAUACAGUUCUAAAAUUACAAACCCAGCUAUGGCCCCAGUGCCGAAAACUCGCGUGGGAAAGGAACGCGGGGCUAAUAGCCCCGAAGCCCCGAGGGACGAACACGAGAUGGACCACGUACCCACUGACGCGCCGGUGGGUGUGCAGACGAUACGAUCACCGCCCCGGCGCGAGGAUGGGGCGGACAGAGACCAGUCGAUGUACCCCAUCAUCAUCCUACGCUGUGAAGUGCGCAUUGGUGAAGGUCCGGAAAAGCAGAAGCACAUUAUCCAGUUUGAUGUCCCGAUGUAG
This is a messenger RNA of Volvox carteri f. nagariensis, 324 nucleotides long. RefSeq lists its product as uncharacterized. The transcript has 5 exons. Lineage: Eukaryota; Viridiplantae; Chlorophyta; Chlorophyceae; Chlamydomonadales; Volvocaceae. The record is from RefSeq and is a predicted model, not a curated record. The coding region runs from base 1 to 324 and encodes 107 amino acids.